Molecule: messenger RNA, 924 nt
Organism: Candidozyma haemuli
Lineage: Eukaryota; Fungi; Ascomycota; Pichiomycetes; Serinales; Metschnikowiaceae
Gene: FUS1
Product: Fus1p
Exons: 1
Coding region: 1-924 (307 amino acids)
Source: RefSeq, a predicted model, not a curated record
AUGACUACAGUUUACCAAGUCGUCUACGAAACGGUGUCUCUGGCUGCACCACUGGCGCUGGUGUUGGACACCACCAUCACUUUACUUACUACUGUUAGUACAACGACUUAUGAGCCUAUAUCCACCGCCUACCGGCCACUUACGACCAGGCUGUUAGCAAAUAUGGAACCUUCGAUUAUGACAAGCAGUAUUUCUUCUUCGUCUGCAUCGUCAUUGAGCUCCUCGUCGCUGGAAAGCUCGACUUCCUCAAUCAGGUUGGCUCAAGCAUCUAUGAGCUUGACAGAAACGGUAACCGAACCUGGCUCAAGUACUAGCGGGACUAAAUUGGGCUUGGCAAUUGGCAUUCCUUUGGCUAUCAUUUCACUCUUUAUACUUGUGGCAUUGGGAUGGGUCUUCUUACGGAAGAAGAUCCAGUCCAAAUCUACUGAAUACUUGACCUAUGACGCUGAACAAGCGGUAGGAGGAAAGGGGGGUUUUGAAAGAAAGAAGCAGCUUCUGCCAUCACCUGAGUCUCCUGAAGAAAAACCUCCUCGCUUCUUGAGUCGUCUCUCUAGGAUGGUUAAUCCAGAAUGGAUCCUGUCAUUGGAUUUGAAGCUGCCUGCUUUUAUGAAAAGCUUCAACUUGAAGAAAGAAGAACCCGAACCUGAAUCUGACCCCGAACCAAAGGAGUCUGCUCCAGUUCCUUCUUACAAAUCAAAACGGCCUCCUUCUCUAGAUUUAUCCAACAACAGUCUGGAAACAGUGUCUGCUCAAACAGCUCUUGUUGUCAUCAAAGGGUAUACUAUGGAAUCGGCUGGUGAAUUGACGGUAGUGGUGGGCGACCUUGCAGUGUUGAACUUCCAAAAGGGAACGCAGGCUCAUGUUUCCUUGGUCAAUAGAGAUGGCUAUGGCUACGUUCCAUUGAAUUGUCUCCGUAGAUACUAG